Molecule: messenger RNA, 2410 nt
Organism: Cololabis saira (Pacific saury)
Lineage: Eukaryota; Metazoa; Chordata; Actinopteri; Beloniformes; Belonidae
Gene: ptpn2b
Product: protein tyrosine phosphatase non-receptor type 2b
Exons: 10
Coding region: 131-1327 (398 amino acids)
Biological process (GO): protein dephosphorylation
Molecular function (GO): protein tyrosine phosphatase activity
Source: RefSeq, a predicted model, not a curated record
GCGCGCGCUAGUAUUUUCUGGAUAACGGGCAAACACUUAGCAGGAAGAUUUAACUCUUCAUCGAAAAGCUCGUCUAAUCUGGAGAAAGUGAUGAGGUAGAUAGUUAGAUACUUAACUAACCCAGGUUCGUAUGGAACAGGAGGGCGUUGCCACAACGAAAAUGGACAAGGAGUAUGAAAACACCGACUCAGAAGGCCGGUGGCAGAAACUGUACUCGGAAAUACGGAAUCAGUCCCACGAGUGCUCCUACAAAGUGGCAAAAUACCCAGAGAAUCGCAACCGGAACAGAUACAGAGAUGUCAGUCCAUUUGAUCACAGUCGGGUAAAGCUGGAGAACACAGAAAAUGACUACAUCAAUGCCAGUCUGGUCGUGAUGGAGGAAGCUCAGAGGAGCUAUAUAUUAACACAGGGCCCCCUCAGAAACACUUGUGGCCACUUUUGGCUCAUGAUCUGGGAGCAGAAGACCAAAGCAGUCAUCAUGCUUAACAGGGUCAUAGAAAAAGGAUCGGAAAAGUGUGCACCGUACUGGCCCACGGCCGAGGAGAGAGAGCUGGCCUUCAGAGACACGUGCUUUGUGAUCACACUGUUGUCAGAAGACACCAAGUCUUACUACACCACCAGACUCCUGGAGCUGCACAAUAUUCAUACGGGGGAGAAGAGGGAGCUCUACCACUUUCAUUACACUACGUGGCCGGAUUUUGGUGUCCCAGAGUCUCCUGCUUCCUUCCUAAACUUUCUCCUCAAGGUGCGAGAGUCCGGAGCGCUGGGCGCGACUCACGGACCCGCCGUGGUCCACUGCAGCGCAGGAAUCGGACGCUCGGGAACAUUUUCAUUAGUUGACACAUGCCUAGUUCUCAUGGAGAAGAAGAAAGACCCUUCAUUGGUCGACAUAAAAAACAUCCUGUUGAACAUGAGAAAGUACCGCAUGGGUCUGAUCCAGACUCCUGAUCAGCUGCGCUUCUCGUACAUGGCUGUUCUCGAAGGGGCCAAGUUUAUCAUGGGAGACUCAUCUGUACAGAACCGAUGGCGUGAACUAUCGAGGGAAGAUCAGGAGCCGUGUUUGGAGUCUUCGCCCCCCCAGCCUCGGGCCCGGUCUCCAGCAGAGCGAUGCAACGGCAGCCAACGGGGAGAAGAAAACGGAGAGGAGAGCAAAGAAGAGGAGAGACUUUCUCCCUGCAAAGAACAGGAGCUGGACGGCAGCACGACACACAAACGGCGCAGAGAAGACAGUAUCUCCAAAUCUGGCACAACCAAGACACCCCAAAGCAGGUCCCGGUCAAAUGACUCGGAGAGGAAGAGAAAAAGGGCAAAAACCAGCGACUGCUAACCACCUCCACCUGCAGCCACUCGACUACAGCUUUGAAAACAAAGCCAACAUCAGCAGGGAAUGCCAGCUCUCUCCCAUCCUCUCUCCUUCGUCAACUCCAAACCAAACCACUCUUCCUCACAUUCAUCUCUGCAGCAAACGCUCAGUCUUCAAAUAUUGUUUUUUUUUUUCUCCCAGGGGAAAGAAAGCUGGUCAACUAGGAUAUAUACACAUAUAUGUAUAUGUGUGUGUAUGUAUGUAUGUGUGUGUAUAUGUAUAUACACACACACACACACUCCUGAUCAAUAUCUUAAGGCCAGUUAAUAAUUAGCAUUUUGCUCUGCUGGAUAUAUACGUAUGUAUAUAUAUAUGUGUGUGUGUAUAUAUUAUUUGUGUGCAUAUAUAUAUAUAUAUAUAUAUAUAUAUAUAUAUAUAUAUAUAUAUAUAUAUAUAUAUAUAUAUAUAUAGCACGCCUUUUUUUUCUACCAUUGAUAGCAGCUGUGGCGUAUGUAACGUCCACGUCAGCGCUUCAUCCUGUCGGCUGUUUACAGCAGCCGUGGACGGUCUUUGAAGACAAAGACACCAGCGUUUCACCCUCUUGAUCACACCUCAACAGUUAGAGCUGCUUCACACACAACACACACACAACACACACACACAUUCAUGCUUCUUUGCAUUUUUUACAAGACUGAAAAUAGCAGCUAUGCAUUGACAAUUUGUAAUGCUGUUCAUAUUUGUAUUUUUGGAAAAAAAAUACAUUUUUUUUCAGACAAAAAGCCGAAAAUAUAAAAAUGUUCUAUUUUUUAUAAGAAACUACUUGAACUUUUCAGGUGAUGUGGGGUCGGUAUGAUGACAAACACUGCUUCCUCCCACAAGUGAACAGUGGCAUGAAAUGUUUCCAUGAUGUACAUAAUACUCUUUUUAAAAAGAUGUGUAUAAGACUUAUUUUUCCUUGUUUUUUUUUUUAAACAAAGGACACUUAAUAUUACAGAUCCAAACACAACAUCAAGCUGUUAUGACCUGCUCUCCUUUUGCAAUACAUUUGUUGUAAAUUUCUCUUUUGAGUGUAAUCUCCAAAUAAAACUUUCCUUUGUUGUUAGUGAA